AUGUCGAAAGUUGAACAGACGAAUCCAAGAGAGUUUCAGAUCAACCAGUUGAGGCGGCGCUUCCGCCCUCAAGAAAGCGGCGAUGAUCUGGGAUCGACUCUAACCUUUGGCUUGGCUCCGUCAGAUCCGGAUUUUCCAUUUGAGCUGGACAGCUUGCAAUGUGUUCUUCAUGUCCCUUCUUCAUACCCAGGGAAAGGGCGACCGGCGCUGCAGGUCACGAACUCCGAUAUGGCACCCGAGUUCCGAGAAAACGUUGCCAGAGGGUUUGAUGACAUUGUCGACUUUACCUUGCGGACAAGUGGCCAAGGGAAUCUGCUCAAUUGGAUGAAGGCUCUGGACAGACAGCUCGAGCGUUUGCUUACAACCCUCGAAAGGGGCCCAAAACUGAAAUUUGUCGCAAAUAUCGGUGGUAGCACUGGGGCUGCAGGCUCUGAAAACGCUCAAAUCCGACUUCCAGUAUCGCACACCACAACAGCAGCGCCGAAGGUUGCAACGGAAGCGCCAAAACCAAAACCGCCACCUGCGAAACCCACUUACACAGCUGAAGAGAGAGCCCAGGCUGAGAAACGACGGGCAACCGAAACCAAGCAGAUUGAAGCUCGGUUAGGGAGACUUCCCAUGUUUCAGAAAAGGCCAGAUGGAGUCUCUUUCGUCGUCCCCAUUCAGCCGACCAAACAAGACCGUCUACCCCGAACACUUCAAGCUGUCAAGACCGUGAAGUUGCUGGUUCCCCAACUAUAUCCGUUGGAACGUAGCUCUAUUGAGAUACAAGGAGUCGACAGCACCGAGGCAAGAUCAGCGGAGAUGGGAUUUGCGCAAUGGAUUGAGCAGAAUUCUCAAUUGAAUUUGGUGUCUCAGAUCAACUACUUGGCCAGCAACCUGCAUAAUUUUGCCAAAACGCCACUUCCCGAGGAGCCUGAAGAUGUGCCCUUACCAGUCUUAGAAACCGUUGAUGAACCCACCCAAGCUCCACCCGUCCAUGACGGUCUGGCGGCAGAUACAGAAGAUCGACCACAUUUACAUGUCAUCCCGCGGCCGCCUGAAUGGUCUGUUCCAGAUGGAAACAGUGACGAUGAAACCACAGAAGAAUCAAGUUAUGACGAGGACUCCUUCGAAGAAGAAGAAGAAGAGGAAGAGGAGGAUGGUGGCGCACCUGUCCCUGCAAUCGUGGACAAGCCUCCUGGCAAAGGUGUUGCUCUGUCAUUUCCUUUCCUGGAGCUGUACGGCAUCGAGCUAUUGGAGCUUACCAAUCUUUAUAUCACGGUCAAAUGUGAACGAUGCAAAGAACCACUCGAUGUGAAGAAUGUGCCGCAGGCCAAGGAUGAGAAGGAUGUUUCGCCAAAGAUGGAAUCGUGCAAGAAAUGCGCUAAUCCCAUGAGCAUUGGUGAGUCCAAUUAA
Molecule: messenger RNA, 1398 nt
Organism: Penicillium lagena
Lineage: Eukaryota; Fungi; Ascomycota; Eurotiomycetes; Eurotiales; Aspergillaceae
Exons: 1
Coding region: 1-1398 (465 amino acids)
Source: RefSeq, a predicted model, not a curated record